AUGGGCGAAUUGUUACCGGCACAGCGGAUGCUCGAACGCACACCAUCGAGCCAAGUUACUUCCGCAGACAAGUGUCGGGGACUAACUCAGCACAAGCACACACACCCUACAGCGGAAAGUAUAGCAGCCGAUCACCAGGCAUUAUAUGCACGGAUACUUAAGCUUUCGGAGGAACUGUGUAGUGCGGUGGAGGCAAAUGAUUUACCGCGAGCGGAGGCUCCACAAGGCGUGCUCAAGACACUGCGAGCAACACACGAAUCUCGGCCGGCGAACAACAGGAACCACGGGAACCGCGUAGCUGGUCAGAGUGGCCCUCUUGCCGAUACAACCUUGGAGCUCGACACCAAGGGAGCCCUAUGGGAAAGCUUUAAGAAUGCUCAGAUUUUGGGGUGA
Molecule: messenger RNA, 393 nt
Organism: Sphaeroforma arctica JP610
Lineage: Eukaryota; Ichthyosporea; Ichthyophonida
Exons: 1
Coding region: 1-393 (130 amino acids)
Source: RefSeq, a predicted model, not a curated record